AUGGUCGUUGCUACUGCCAUAUCAGAGCUCGUAGACAAGCCAGAAAAUCGGCUCAAUUUCGGUAUCGCUGAAACCGAAUCCAACGAGGCAGAUUGGUUUCGGCAGCUUUCUCGACUGGACGAUCCAAUUGGUAAUGUUGGAGACUUUGAGCAAGCGGUGCUUGACCAAGCGACUCCAAGCGUGAAAGCUUCACGCGCCCAAUUGCAGGCGAAGCAAAAGGCGGGAGGUUUCCCAAGGCAAGUGAGGAAGGAACAAAUAGCAGCAGGCCCAAAGAUUAUCGAAAUCGCGGAUUCUUCGGACGAAGACGAAGAUCUUGUGCCUUACGCAAAACCAGACUCUGAUCCAGAGGACGACUCUGAAGACCCAACUCAGGUCACCAGAGAUAGAUCAACAGCACCCGUCUACAUUCGUGACCUACUAGCGGGUCUUCGAGAAAGCGAGAACCUCGAUCGUCACCAGCUUGCGCUCUCAAGCGCAGCCAGUCUAAUUCGACGAAAGUCAAACUUCGGCAAAGAGGUCAAGGACAAUCUUGAAGAGCUCGCUUCUGUCCUGGUGGGCUUGACUGAUCAGUUCGAGCUGGAAAACUUCGAGGAGAUGCGUCAACAGGCUUUGGUUGCGGUUGCGAUUGCUGAGCCGAGGCAAAUGGGGCCAUACUUGGUGAGAUGCUUCUACGCUGGUGACUAUUCUAUCAGCCAACGUGUCUGCAUGCUCGGCGCCAUCGGCCUCGGUGCACGGGAAAUGGCCGGAUUCAAGGAGGAUGGCGACGAGUCCAGCGCGGGGCGGCGCCAGGACUCAAGCUUCCCCACGAGAAUGCUUCCUGCAAAGUUACACAGUAUCUAUUCGACGGAAGCCAAUCCGGUGGAUGCCAUUACGAACAAGCUGAAGCACACCUUGAUAUCUCCUCUGGCGCUCGAUGCGGCUGACAAAGUUACUGGGCCAAACGCACUCAAAGUCCGCACAUUCUCGUCACGCAUGGAGGUGGAGAAGAAACGUAAGAUUAUCACCAACGACCUCGCAAAGGUCGUGGCCCAGAGCUUCUUCUUCCCACUUACCGCUGGGUGGUGGGCACACUCGAGAGCGCUGGGCACGAGCAAUAUAUAUUACUCUCCUAUGAUACUUCCUGUCUUUCUCAAGACACUCGCCAUACUCCUGCACUCUUCUGGCUCGUCCACGCUUUCUCUUCCGCAAAUGACUUCUGAGCUCUGGGAUCUCCUUCUUGCAGUCCGGGCACCUGCACUUAGCGACUCGGCCAUCCUUGAAGGUGUUGUUUUUGCGAUGUUGAUGUUGCUGGAGGUGAAUGAAAACCAGCAGCGUCUCGUGCACGACCACGGUAGAGAGCUUCUUGAAACACAGGAGUGGGUGAAGAUGGUAUUUGACCGCACCGGCGGAGGAAGUGAUGAGGAAGAACGGGUCAGGACGCUCGCGGCGGGAGUACUUGUGAAAUGCGGCGAGGUGGUCGAGAAAUACCAAGGGUCGUUGAUGGGCGAGAUGAUGGAUUUCUAA
Molecule: messenger RNA, 1503 nt
Organism: Lasiodiplodia theobromae
Lineage: Eukaryota; Fungi; Ascomycota; Dothideomycetes; Botryosphaeriales; Botryosphaeriaceae
Product: Telomere length regulation protein
Exons: 2
Coding region: 1-1503 (500 amino acids)
Biological process (GO): protein stabilization; telomere maintenance via telomerase
Cellular component (GO): cytosol
Molecular function (GO): Hsp90 protein binding; telomeric repeat DNA binding
Source: RefSeq, a predicted model, not a curated record